UUUACGUCUUCAUUCAUUCAUUCCGCUAGUUUAUGUUUUAUUUUGAAAAGCUAACGUUGACCCGGAUACGGAAGUAGCUAAACCCCGUGCGUUUGUGUGGAAAAUGCCAGCUGACGGUGCAGCAAAAGAGCCAAAACCUGUAAUUUCUCAUGCUGAAGAAAAGGUUCUUUGGAAAAAAAGAAAAGCAGAAUUGAAGGAGACGCAGAAGCAGUGGAAAAAGGAAAAACUCAUCAAACGAUUAGAAAAACGGAAACAGCGAGAGGCCGCAGAGAAAGCAAAGAAUGAAGAAGUCCAGAACAAAGCCGGUCGGUCUUACACAGUGAGUAUAGCUCUGCCCGGCUCUGUCCUGGACAACGCUCAGUCCCCGGAGCUCCGUACUUACCUGGCGGGGCAGAUUGCUCGGGCUUGUGUUGUGUUCUGUGUUGAUGAGAUCAUCGUGUUUGAUGAGCAAGGGGAAGAUGUCCGGAGUGUUGAAGGAGAAUUUAGUGGUGUUGGGAAGAAGGGCCACGCUUGUAUUCAGCUUGCUAGAAUACUUCAGUACAUGGAGUGUCCUCAGUAUCUGCGCAAAUGGUUUUUCCCAGUGCAUAAAGACUUGCAGUAUGCAGGUUUGCUCAACCCUCUGGACAGCCCCCACCACAUGAGGAUAGAUGAAGAGUCCGACUACAGAGAAGGACGAGUCCUGGACAAACCGCCCAAACCUGGAAAAGGAUCCGUAGUUGGCUGUGGAAUGAGGAAGGACGUUCGGAUUGAUAAACAGUUGCAGCCUGGCCUACGAGUCACAGUGAAGCUCGAUAAGACCUGGAACCAAGCAAGCAGACUGCACAAAGGUGUUGUUGUGGCUCCUCACGUGCCGAGAACCGAAGGUGGUCUAUACUGGGGCUACACCGUCCGCCUGGCGUCCUGUCUCAGUUCAGUUUUCACAGAAAGUCCGUAUAAAGAAGGAUAUGAUCUGACUGUUGGUACGUCAGAGAGGGGCACCAGCGUGGACCAAGCUACGCUGUCACCGUUCAAGCAUCUCUUGGUGGUUUUUGGUGGUCUUCGGGGUUUGGAAGCCAGCGUGGAUUCUGACCCGAACCUGGAUGCAACUGAUCCUAGUCUUUUAUUUGACCUGUACCUAAACACGUGUCCGGGUCAGGGCAGCAGGACCAUUCGAACAGAGGAAGCGAUCCUUAUUUCUAUGGCCGCGCUGAGACCAAAGAUCACAGCAACCUUUCCAGAUGUGUCCAGUGGUUCAUGCUAACACUCCUAACUGGUGUUUCAGUGAAAAUGCUGCAUAUUUUUGUAUUCUGUAAUAAUUAUGGAGCGUUUUAAAUGUACACAUGUAAAUACAGAUCUACAUCCUCUGCUCUUUUUCACACAUAAUUACUUUGAGUAAAUGGAAGAAAGAAGGCACACAAAAGGUUUUUGAAAUGAAACAUUUUAUGAGCAAACAGUUCAGACAUGUCUGCAGUGGUGGAGCGGUUCAUCUGGAGCUGGAAUAUAUUUCUAGUCGGAGAUUAUAAAAGUUACAGAUUAAAGUGUAAUCCCAUUCCAGCGGCUGAGCAUGCAUCUACCCUUUAAAUUAUUGUCUCGUCUCCUCAGACCCCAUCUGCAUGUCCCGUGGGCCUCGCUGGAAUUAGGUGCAGCAAACACAAGGAAGAUUGUUAUUGAAGUGUUUGUUUUAGAUCAUAUUGUUCAGGUUGUUUAUUUUUCAGAAUAAAAUCCAAUCUUGUGAAAUGUU
Messenger RNA from Nothobranchius furzeri (turquoise killifish), 1720 nucleotides. It is a transcript of the gene spout1, whose product is annotated as SPOUT domain containing methyltransferase 1. Gene Ontology annotation, molecular function: miRNA binding. Gene Ontology annotation, biological process: maintenance of centrosome location; miRNA processing. Gene Ontology annotation, cellular component: spindle pole centrosome; kinetochore; mitotic spindle. The record is from RefSeq and is a predicted model, not a curated record. Lineage: Eukaryota; Metazoa; Chordata; Actinopteri; Cyprinodontiformes; Nothobranchiidae.